Messenger RNA from Argentina anserina (silverweed cinquefoil), 2277 nucleotides. RefSeq lists its product as uncharacterized. Gene Ontology annotation, molecular function: nucleic acid binding. Gene Ontology annotation, biological process: DNA integration. The record is from RefSeq and is a predicted model, not a curated record. The transcript has 7 exons. Lineage: Eukaryota; Viridiplantae; Streptophyta; Magnoliopsida; Rosales; Rosaceae. The annotation marks the transcript as partial.
GUGAUCUUGGGUAUUGAUUGGUUGAGACCACAGCAUGCUGUGAUUGAUUGUUUUGACAUGGUGGUGUCAUUUCAUAGACCUGGGGAGCCAGUGUUUCAUUAUCGUUGCCUCAGGUCAGAUAACGCCAUGAGAUCAGGAGUUUUAGCACACGUGGAGUCGGUGGAUCAGAAAGUGACUAUCGCAGACAUUGUGGUGGUAUCUGAGUUCGGUGAAGUGUUCCAAGAGAUACCGGGACUACCUCCUCGAAGAGUGGUAGAUUUCUGCAUUGAUGUAGUGACUAUCAAGAAUAGGUAUCCCUUACCUAGGAUUGAUGACUUGUUCGAUCAGCUCAAAGGUGCUACAGUGUUCUCUAAGAUUGAUUUGAGAUCCGGUUAUCAUCAACUCAGAGUGAAGGAAGAAGAUAUAUCGAAGACAGCCUUCAGGACCCGGUAUGGACAUUAUGAGUUUGUCGUCAUGCCAUUUGGUCUAACGAAUGCACCAGCUGUCUUCAUGAGUUUGAUGAAUCAAGUAUUUAGCCCGUACUUGGAUGAGUUUGUUGUGGUGUUUGUGGAUGACAUUCUGAUAUACUCCAAGACACAAGCUUCAUUGACCAAGUUGACCAAGAAAGAUACUCCGUUCGUGUGGACGGAUGCAUGUGAGGAAGCAUUCAGCAAACUAAAGACUAGACUGACCACAGCUCCAGUGUUGACGAUUCCUUCUAGUGGUGGUGGUUAUGUCAUUUACAGUGAUGCUUCGCUCCAAGGUUUGGGUUGUGUGUUGAUGCAGCAUGGAGGAGUUGUUGCUUAUGGUUCGAGACAGUUGAAGAUUCAUGAGAAGAAUUAUCCGACACACGACCUAGAGCUUGCGGCAAGCUUGAAGUACUUGUUCUCACAGAAGGAGCUGAAUAUGAGGCAGAGGAGAUGGAUGGAACUCCUCAAGGACUAUGACAUCACAUUAGAGUACCACCCGGGGAAGGCAAACGUGGUGGCUGAUGCCUUGAGCCUUUGGAAGUGGGAGCAGAUAUCUAUGGAUUUUGUGACCGGAUUGCCUAGAUCGAAGAAGGGUCACGAUGCCAUAUGGGUGAUUGUCGAUCGAUUGACGAAGUCGGCUCAUUUUCUCCCAGUGUCGAUGAAGUACUCAGUGGACGUGCUUGGGAAACUAUAUGUGGAUGAGGUAGUGAGACUUCAUGGUGCUCCAGUUUCUAUUGUUUCCGAUAGAGAUGCACGUUUCACUUCGAAGUUCUGGGGUGGAUUGCAGAAGGCGAUGGGCACUACCUUGGAUAUGAGUACAGCUUUUCACCCUCAGACGGAUGGACAGACAGAGAGGGUGAAUCAGGUGAUGGAAGACAUGUUGAGAGCAUGUGUGUUGGAUUUCAAGGGUAGCUGGGAAGAUCAUUUGAGAUUGAUUGAGUUUGCCUACAACAACAGCUAUCAUUCUAGCAUUGGCAUGGCACCGUAUGAGGCACUUUAUGGUAGACCAUGUCGAUCUCCGAUCUGUUGGGCCGAAGUUGGUGAUGAGGCACUGAUGGGCCCAGAGGUGGUUCAGGAAACCACUGAGAAGAUCUCGAUCAUUCGGGAUAGAAUCCGAACCGCUCAGAGUAGACAGAAGAGCUAUGCAGACCUGAAGAGGAGACAUGUGGAGUUUGAGAUUGGUGAUCAUGUGUUCUUGAAAGUUUCACCUAUGAGGGGUGUAGUGAGAUUCGGCAAGAAGGGAAAAUUGGCACCGAGGUAUGUUGGGCCCUUUGAGAUACUUGAGAAGGUGGGCGAACUAGCUUAUCGACUAGCCUUGCCUACUAGUAUGUCGGGUGUUCACAAUGUCUUCCACAUUUCCAUGUUGAGGAAGUAUGUACCAGAUGAGUCACAUGUGAUUGAUCAUAGCACCAUUGAGGUGAAGGAAAAUGCUACAUUUGUGGUCGAACCGGUUCGUAUUCUGGAUAGAUCCACAAAGAAGCUUUGGAGGAGAGCAGUUGAGCUGGUCAAGGUACUAUGGAGUUACCAUGAUGAGGGUGAUGCAUCAUGGGAGCUGGAGUCGGAUAUGAGGAUCAGAUAUCCACAGUUGUUGUUGGUGGAGAUCGGAGGGAAAGAUGGAAGGGGAGGUUACCGCCGCUUUAGACGGCGAGUGAGGUCGCCUAUAUUCCGUGGUUUGAUGCUCUUUGAGCGUAAGCGUGGCGCUGGUACUACUACAACGAGGGACCUGGGGUCUAAUUCGAGGGACAUCGGCGGUUCGAAACUUACCGGUCACUUCCGCCGAGGCCGAACUAUGAGUAUGAAUAUGGAGGAGAGGCUAGAGAGUAGAUAA